AUGUAUAACUUCAGAGUGGCUAAGAAUACGAUAGCGUGUCUCAUUCCUGAGGUUUGCCAGGCUAUUUGUGAGGGAUUCAAAGAUGAAGUGAUAAAAUGUCCAACAACUCCAGAUGAAUGGACUCUCAUAACAGACGAGUUCAAGAACAGAUGGAAUGUCCCACAUGCAUGCGGUGCCCUAGAUGGAAAACACGUGGCCAUCAGAUGUCCCCCGAACAGUGGCUCGCUUUACCACAAUUACAAAAACAUCUUUUCCGUAGUGCUACUAGCACUGGCAGAUGCUGAUUACAAAUUUCUAUGGAUUGACUGCGGAGGUCUUGGUUCUAUGUCUGAUGCUCAAAUUUUUUAA
This is a messenger RNA of Saccostrea echinata, 348 nucleotides long. RefSeq lists its product as uncharacterized. The record is from RefSeq and is a predicted model, not a curated record. Bases 1 to 348 code for a protein of 115 amino acids. The transcript has a single exon. NCBI's taxonomy places the organism in Eukaryota, Metazoa, Mollusca, Bivalvia, Ostreida, Ostreidae.